AUGGAGGUUUCGCGCAGUGUUCAACGCCUGCAGAAGACAUUGGAUCAUAUAACAACAACGUCCGCUCCGCUACAAUGGUCAUUCGUCGAAGGACCUCUCGAGCCGGCUAUUCUGGACAUCACCCUCGGUGAUUUACUUACACUACAGGCGCUUCGGUAUGGAGAUUUCGAAUGCCUUGUCUUUCCGUGGACAGGGGCACGAUGGACAUACAGUGACCUGAAGGAGGAAGUGGAUCGUCUCGCUAAAGGUAUGCUCGCGAUGAAUGUGCAUAAGGGCGAUCGCUUGGGUAUCAUGGCAGGCAACUGCGAGCAGUUUAUCUCUGUCUUUUUCGCAGCCGCCCGCGUCGAGGCUAUUCUGGUGGUGUUGAACAACACUUAUACCCCAUCAGAGCUACAAUAUGCUUUGGAACAUACAGACUGUCGUUUCCUCUUCAUUACACCUCAAAUAGGGCGACAUAAUCUCGAGGGAUUCCUGGAACAGGUCGGCUCUAAUCCAAAGCCAAAUAAGACCACGAAAAUUGUCGAGGAGAUCAUAAUUCUCCGUGGCAAAUAUCAGGGCUUCACGACUUACGACGAGGUCCUCGGGCGAGGGCGCUCGCAGCCCCUCCAUACCCUCCAAGAUCGAGAAGCUGAACUACGACCGAGCGACGUAUGCAACUUGCAAUUCACCAGUGGCUCAACCGGAAAUCCGAAAGCUGCGAUGUUGACCCAUCACAACUUGGUUAAUAAUUCGCGCUUCAUCGGCGACCGCAUGAGAUUAUCUUCCUUCGACAUUCUCUGUUGUCCACCGCCACUGUUUCAUUGCUUUGGGCUUGUUCUGGGCAUGCUUGCUGCGGUAAACCACGGCGCCAAAAUUGUCUUUCCCAAUGAGACAUUUGAUCCCCAGGCUGUUCUCAAUGCCAUCUCAAACGAGAAGUGCACUGCUCUGCAUGGAGUACCUACAAUGUUCGAAGCUAUUCUGAGCCUUCCGAAGCCUGCCAACUUUGACACCUCCAACUUACGGACAGGGAUCAUUGCUGGGGCCCCUGUUCCACGACAUUUGAUGAAGCGGCUGUUGGAGGACUUAAACAUGACUGAGUACACAAGCAGCUACGGUCUCACGGAAGCAUCCCCUACGUGCUUCAAUGCGUUCACCACCGAUUCCAUUUACACCCGCAUGACGACAGUGGGCAAGAUUCUCCCACAUGCGCGCGCGAAAAUCGUCGACCGCGACGGGAACAUCGUGCCGAUCGGUCAGCGAGGCGAGCUUUGCAUCUCGGGCUAUCAACUCACAAAAGGCUACUGGAACAAUCCAGAGAAAAUUGCGGAGGCCCUCGUCACCGAUAGCAACGGAAUAACGUGGUUGAAGACCGGAGAUGAAGCUUCCUUCGACGAGAGAGGUUACUGCAGCAUCACUGGUCGAUUCAAAGACAUCAUCAUUCGUGGGGGAGAAAACAUAUACCCGCUGGAAACUGAGGAGCGUCUAGCCGCGCACCCCCACAUUGCACUUGCGUCUGUCAUUGGCAUUCCUGACUCAAAGUACGGAGAAGUUGUGGGCGCGCACUUGCGGCUUCUACCAGGCUUGUCUCGAUCAAGUGAUGAGGAGCUUCGGACUUGGACUCGGGAAACUCUCGGACGACACAAGGCGCCGCAGCAUGUGUUCGUCUUCGGCCAGGCGGGGGUUCCUCACACGGUACCGGUGACUGGGAGCGGAAAGGUGAGGAAAGUGGAACUGCGACAAAAAGCCAUAGCCUUGAUGGAAAAUCGAGGUCAACCUACACCAUGA
This is a messenger RNA of Penicillium diatomitis, 1764 nucleotides long. RefSeq names its product putative long-chain-fatty-acid-CoA ligase (gene sidI). Gene Ontology annotation, molecular function: medium-chain fatty acid-CoA ligase activity. Bases 1 to 1764 code for a protein of 587 amino acids. The record is from RefSeq and is a predicted model, not a curated record. The transcript is spliced from 4 exons. NCBI's taxonomy places the organism in Eukaryota, Fungi, Ascomycota, Eurotiomycetes, Eurotiales, Aspergillaceae. Gene Ontology annotation, biological process: fatty acid metabolic process.